Molecule: messenger RNA, 2814 nt
Organism: Trypanosoma theileri
Lineage: Eukaryota; Euglenozoa; Kinetoplastea; Trypanosomatida; Trypanosomatidae
Exons: 1
Coding region: 1-2814 (937 amino acids)
Biological process (GO): chromatin remodeling
Cellular component (GO): cytoplasm
Source: RefSeq, a predicted model, not a curated record
AUGAGUUUUGAGGCUGGAAAUGUUCUCUGUCAGUUGGCGGAAAAAGCUGACCAGAUUGACAGGAUUGAAGAAAUUAUCCUUAUUCUUCAGCAAGAGUUUGUGAAACUGUUUAAGAUGAAUAAUCAGUUAUCAGACUCGUCUCAGCCUACAACUGCUAGCUUCGCCUCUACAGAAGAGGAGAAGUUAUUAGUUGUUCGGGCUGUUUAUUUACUACAUCGUGUAGGUCGUGAACGUCAUAAGGCAUUUUUUCAAGCUGAUUCUUAUCAUACUAGUAUCGCAUUUUUUAUUCAUGAACUUUUAGGUUCUCUAUCAGGUGAUAGAAAACGAUGGUUUCAGAAGUUGCAGAUAGAGAGUCUCCGUGCGUGUGUAGCCAUGAUAGAGGCUACAGGGUGUAGGAACGCAAGACUUUGUCUUCCUGGGAUUGUCUCAGCUUGUGUGAAGUAUAUUGUUCGCGCCCAGCAUGGAACAGACGGUGUUAGCGUUCGCAUAGAGGCGAUUGAAUUGCUGCGUAUUUCACUCAUAACUUCUCUUGCCUCUAAACCAGAAGAUGAACAAUGGCUGCGAGAGACUGUAGGUCAUUUGGGAAGAAGUAUGUCACAUUUACUGGCACCAAACUUUUUAAUUAAUGAUAGUUUCACUCUUUCAAUAUCGGAAGCAUUACUGCAUCUCAUUAUGGAUGUACUGCUUCUUCCUUCACUUGCCCUAUUCCUUGAAACACCGCUAGUAAGAGAGUUGCUGAUUGGUUAUUUUCUCUUAGCAAACCAGGUGAUUCUUCUUGGUGGUAACGUUUGGAAUGUUUUGAAUUGCAUGCCACAACCAUUCUUGCAGCAACAAAUAGUAGUGGAAGUACUUCGGACGCAGUUGGGACAAUUGCGAGGAUUAGAGUUGCUGCAUUUCACUACUUCACUGCUGCGUUGUGGAGCCACACUUACAGAAGUUUUUUUUGAAGAUGAUUCCUUCUUGCGUGUCUUGCAGCGCUGUAUUCAGGUAACCGGUACAGAAAUGUCUGUGGAAGAGCUUUACGACUCACAAACUGUACGUAGUCGAUCCUGUAGUGUUGUGGACCAAUUUAUUGAGUCUGCGGCAUACACGGCCAGUCAAUGCCCAAAGGGAAAACGUAUACUUGUAGCCUUUAUGGAUGACUGUGAGGCUACACUUGAAAACUGGGAUUUAUAUAUGAUACAUCCAGCAACCAUAUAUGUUCUUACACGCCUUAUUUUGUGGCAGUUCAAGACUCCUUUAUGGGUGCAACAAAUAGGGGAGAAGGAACAAAGGGAAGAAAAGAAUGAGAAAAGAGAAAAAUAUGAACGACCAGUGGAGGAGUUUGUGAAUUCUGGUAUGUUUGAACAAUUGUGGAGUAUCGUGGCUUCUCCACAUCUUUGGAAUAUUACUGAAGACGAAGAACUUUGCUCAUAUCAACAACGACAUCAUCGUCAAGUAAUUGCUGCGACAAUUCUUCGUUUUCUCGAGCUCACAGCUCAUCUACUACGUGAUGGGACGGGAUCUCAUAAAGGAAAGCGCAAGAGAGCUUUUAAACGACUAAACGUCCUUGUUCUGUAUUUGGUUCUUGAAAAAGCAGCUGUUGCAGGGAUCGUACAUGAUAAUGCUAUGUAUACCUUAGAAGCUUUUGGUGAAGCAGGAGGAUAUGUUGAUACACUUGUUUUUUUUCUUGAUCAAAGUGGAUUUAUUGUUGAUGAGGCUGCACGUGCUGUAGAGGAAGAAUCUCUUCGUGUUUCAGCAGCUAGUGUAUUACGCGGCAGCAUUGGACUCCUUCAGAGCCGACUUGUCUCAGGUCUUCACAGAGAGGGUGUUAGUGUAAUAACAUCACGACAAUGGAUUGAUACUAUAAGAAACUGUAGAUUUACACCAAUUGUAGCUAAUAUUAUUGUUAUACAAAAAACUUCUGAUUUUGUUGCCUCUGUGAUUAAAGUUGCAUGUGAUGCAUGUCGUCAUGCUACAGUAGAGGAUGAUACAGCUAGUGCUCAUGUAUCACUUUUGUUACUAACAGAUUGUUUUAGUAUAAGUGCGGCACUAAAUCGCUCUGUCCCACAACUUGGAAUAGAUGAAGAGCAGGAACGGUUCACUACUGCAGCAAAUCCUCGUGUUCAGAUUUUACAAUUAGGUGUAUUGGAAGCUUUACAAAUGUUGCUAGCUUAUUGCACCAAACAUGAUGUAGUAGCCUCAAUAGCGAUUAAAGCUGUAAUACGUGCCCUUACCGUGUUUCUUACUACACCAAAAACCGAACUAUGGUUACAGGAGAAAACUAAGGACGAUGAUAUUCCAUCAUCUCCACCAUUAUUUGCAUGGGAGGAUAACACUACUGCAAUUAUUCCACAAAGUCAUCUUCGCACUGUAUAUAAGAUAUAUCUCUCAUUUAUAGCCAUCCUCACGGAGCCUAUUGCGUCUUUUGCUUUUACAAGCGCCUCGAGAAGCCGAUCUGCACAAGAGCGACGGGCACUUGAAGAUGUGCGACCCACUCCUGCAGUUAUAACUGCACUUGGAGGUCUGGAGGCACUUUUUGCCCUCACAACUGAGUUUCUUUCACGGCGAAUGGUGGAUGAGGUACUUCCUUUGGUAGCCACAUGGUAUGAGCGUGGGGCCCUCCCACGUAUUCCCACAAGAACUGAAGAAAAACUGCGGGAUGCAGUGAAAAGAUUUCUUCUAGGAAUAUGCGAAAUUGACCCUUCAGUGAAAGAGGAAAUAUAUUCGUCAUUUACUUCGUUAUUCCCUUCAGUACUACCACCACCAGUAAUAACAGCACCAGCAGCAGCAUCUACAGUUGAUCCUGUAACACCUGAUGUGGUAACAGAGUAG